AUGGAAUGUAAAAACAAAGUUUCAAAGAAGAAGGAGUGUGAUGGAAAAUUUGUUUUCAACUCCAAUAAAAAGGAUGAGCUAAGCAAGUUGAGUGAGCAUGAAAAGAAACAAGUGGCUGACCAUGGAGUUGAGGGACAAUUAGCUGGAGAGAAAGUGGUACAAGGAGUUGAGACUAGUGCCAAGUUCGCAUUAGGUUCAGUUGAUCAUAUUGUAGCUCUUGGCACUGUGAUGGAACACAAUGACCCCUCCCAAGUUUGUCAUGGUUAUCCACUAGGGGAUAAUAAUUUGCGUGUUUCAGUCUCUGUUGCAAUUGAGGAGAACGCCUUAGUUCCGUUUCCUGUGGGUGAUGAAAUACGAACUGUUAGGCAGGCCAUGGGGAGUUGGGUACCAUGGCCGAAAGAGCUUGUCAUAAUGUCACCUGUGAAGAAACCUGAGAGGAAGAGAAAAAAGAAAGUGGUACAGGAAGACGAACUCUCUGAGGAUGAGUUUAGCCUACAAUCAUUGGCAGCUUCCUUACCAAAUUCAUUGAGCAUGUUGUGCAUGUGGGGUGAGGUCGGAUUCAAAGAUAGGAAGGCUAUCACCAUUCAAAUUGAGGCUGAAGUGUUUGGCCGUGCACGGAAAACAUUUAUACUACGGCAAGAUGUGCACAGAAUUGCAACCAUGAACGAAUUAACUGGGAACUGCAUAGUGAUAUACCAGAGGUACCUCUAUGAUGUCCUGAGUCAAUAUAAAAUGUUGGAUAUGGUUGCUUUUGUUGACCCUGCGAUGAUUGGUGCAAUUGGGUGUGGGAAAGGUCAAGAAAGGUCCCAACAUAUAAAGGAGAGGCUGGUAUCUGCAAAACCUGGACAUAUUUUCAUGCUGCCGUAUAACUCAGAGUAA
This is a messenger RNA of Rosa chinensis, 879 nucleotides long. RefSeq lists its product as uncharacterized. The transcript is spliced from 4 exons. The coding region runs from base 1 to 879 and encodes 292 amino acids. Lineage: Eukaryota; Viridiplantae; Streptophyta; Magnoliopsida; Rosales; Rosaceae. The record is from RefSeq and is a predicted model, not a curated record.